This is a messenger RNA of Helianthus annuus (common sunflower), 3225 nucleotides long. Its product is annotated as G-type lectin S-receptor-like serine/threonine-protein kinase At4g27290. The transcript has 8 exons. Gene Ontology annotation, molecular function: protein serine/threonine kinase activity; ATP binding. NCBI's taxonomy places the organism in Eukaryota, Viridiplantae, Streptophyta, Magnoliopsida, Asterales, Asteraceae. Gene Ontology annotation, biological process: protein phosphorylation; recognition of pollen. Bases 648 to 3116 code for a protein of 822 amino acids. The record is from RefSeq and is a predicted model, not a curated record.
CUAUUUAAACUCCAAAACACAACUUAAGACCCUAGGGAAUCAUAGUCACGGGUUCAUUGACAAAACAGUGAACUGCUACCGAACAAGAUGUCGUGUCGGUGACGGAGCCAGACAGCUUACAGGUUCAAGCAUUUGGUGUUUAUAAUAUUAAACUAGACCCACAAACAAUAGGAGGUGGAACAAGCUGCAGCUUACAAGAUCAAACCAAUUGCUAUUUUCAUAAUAUGUGAUCAAACCGCUCGGAGUCUGAUUGGAGGGAGUUGGUGGAACAAGUUGCAGCUUACAAGUUUAAGUGGUUGACAUUUACAAUUUUCAUGGUAUUUAAAUCAUCUCUGAGUGAGUUAUGAGAGCCAUCACUCUUUUAUGACCAUAGGCCCAUAUGUCAUUACAAUAGUUUAUCCUAUUGAGCACCAAUUAAUGAGUUGGCCUACAAAGGAGGGCACCACCUCAAGUUAAAAAAGUCAACUUUUCUCUUCAUUUUGGAAGAAAACAAAAUCUUGUUGUCAUAUUGUUAUGAGUUAGUCUACCUUCUAACAGUUUACUGCAUUGUAUGCUAAAAACCUACCUGCGAAAUUCGUUUUCUGAUCGUGGAGUAAAGCCAAAAGCUUACCAUAUUAGUUGACUUUUACCCUCACAAGAACGCUUGAAUGGAGUAUCAUUCCAUACCUUUAUUGCUCUUCACUACCUUGUUCUUACUGGUAUCAGAGUGUGGAGCACUUGAUACCAUAUCUACAAAAAAAGCAAUCAAAGAUGGCGAAACAAUUGUUUCGCAUGGUGAGAUGUAUGAACUCGGCUUCUUUAGCCCUGGAAAGUCCAAGAACCGAUACUUGGGGAUAUGGUACAAAAAGAUAUCAACAGGUACAGUCGUCUGGGUUGCUAACAGGGACACCCCAAUCAACGAUGCAUCUGGCACGCUCAAAGUCUGCCGAGAUGGAAACCUGGUGAUUCUCAGUGGUGAUAACACCGUGAUCUGGUCAUCCAAUUCGACGGUAUCGGCAUCAGUGGGGAGUAAUGAUUUUGUAGCACAGCUUCUGGAUACUGGAAAUCUUGUUGUAUGGGAUGAAAAUAGAAAUAGCACGAACAAAAAUCUUCUUUGGGAGAGUUUUGAUUAUCCAGGUGACACAUUACUGCCAGGAAUGAAAUUCGGGAAGGACUUGGUAACAGGGUUACAGAAGUCCUUGACAUCUUGGAAGAGUCCUGAUGAUCCUUCUUGCGGUUUGUAUAAUCAUAUACUAGACACAAACGGAUAUCCUCAAGCAUUCGGGAGGCACGGUUCGGUUUUACUAUCAAGACUUGGACCAUGGACCGGUGUCAGCUUUAGUGGCUUUGCUACAGAAAUACCAAAUCAUAUAUCUUCAACUGAGUUUGUUAUUAGUGAGAAGGAAAUAUAUGUUAAAUAUGAACUUAUAAGUUCAGUUGUUGAGAGGAGAGUAUUAACAUGGGAUGGAAAGUUAAUGAUUUUGCGUUGGAUCGAUCAGAAACGGGAGUGGAUUGUGUAUGCAGAUACCGGAGGAGAUAGUAGUUGUCCGUUUGAACUCUGUGGUUCGUACGGACUUUGUAGCAUUAACAAGCAUCCACCAUGUAGUUGUAUGCAAGGUUUUGAGCCGAAAUUCCCACAAGAAUGGAAAGCGUCUGACUGGUCGAGUGGGUGUCAACAUAAGCCUUUGGAUUCAAUGAAUCGGGGCGGGUUUCAGAAAAUUUCAGGAAUAAAAUUACCAGACACGCGGUUUUCCUCGUAUAAUCAUAGCAUGACCCUUGGAGAAUGUGAGAUGACCUGCAGGAGGAAUAUCUCUUGUACGGCUUAUGCAAAUUUAGAUAUCAGAAAUGGCGGAAGUGGAUGUUUGCUAUGGUUUAAACAACUAAUGGAUGCCAGAGAAUACGAAGGUGAAGAUCAUAACAUUUACAUAAAAAUGGUUGCCUCUGAGUUAGCAGGUGGCCACCAGUCCGAUUCGGACAAAUGGAAAAGGGUACUCACCACCAUCUUAUCAAUUUCAUCAGCUGCCCUUGUUCUUUUUGCAGUAGCGUCUGCCUGUAGAAAGAAAAAGAGAAGGCUUCACAUGAAAAAGAAAGAAGACUUGGAAGGCGCCUUUGAUAAGAAGAAUACUAGCGUGCAGAUGAAUUUUCUUGAUGAUAUACCAUUCAUUUGCCUAUAUAAAAUAGCAAAGGCCACAGAUAACUUCAGUGUCUCCAAUAAGAUAGGUGAAGGUGGUUUUGGUCCCGUUUACAAGGGUGUGUUGGAAGACGGACAAGAAGUAGCUGUGAAACGGCUCUCAAGCACAUCUCAGCAAGGGCUUGAUGAGUUCAGGAAUGAACUUGUUUCUAUUGCCAAGCUUCAGCAUCGAAAUCUCGUGAAGCUUCUUGGAUACUGUAUUGAUGGAAAUGAAAUGGUCUUGAUUUAUGAGUACAUGGCUAACAAAAGCUUGGACUCCUUUAUAUUUGAUGAAACAAGAAGUUCAAUGCUUGACUGGCCUCAACGCUUUCAAAUUAUACUUGGAAUGGCUCGAGGUAUUCUCUAUCUACAUCAAGACUCCCGUUUUCAAAUCAUACAUAGAGAUCUCAAGGCAGGCAAUAUACUGCUGGACAGUGACAUGAACCCAAAAAUAUCUGACUUCGGCCUUGCAAGAACGUUUGUAGGACAUGAUACCACUGCCAAGACAAAGAAAGUGGUCGGGACAUAUGGUUACAUUCCUCCGGAGUAUGCUGUACAUGGGCGUUUCUCUAUCAAGUCGGAUGUAUUUAGUUUUGGUGUUAUGGUAUUGGAGAUAGUUAGUGGGAAGAAAAACAGAGAAUUCUCUCAUGAAGACCACAACGACAAUCUUCUUGGACAUACAUGGAGACUCUACAAAGAGAAUAAGUCCAUUCAACUAAUGAAUGCAUGCUUACGCGCCUCAUGUGUGGACUCUGAAGUACUAAGAUCAAUACAUGUUGGAUUGUUAUGUGUGCAACAUCAUGCAAAAGAUAGGCCAAGUAUGUUAUCCGUGCUUUUGAUGCUGCUCAGUGAGGGUGUGCUACCUGAACCAAAACAACCUGCUUUUUUCACAGAUGAGAAUUAUGGUGAAAUUAACUGCGCUUCCUCGCUUGACGAAAACAUGAUAACACGAUUGUAUCCACGAUAGCAAACAGAUGUCUAUAAUAGAAAUAGUCCGCAGACUUUGUAAUCUUUUAAGAGUUCCCUAUUAAGCACUACCUGGUAUUUUUGUUGAACAACACAAAUCGAUAUAUUAA